This is a messenger RNA of Neogale vison (American mink), 2686 nucleotides long. RefSeq lists its product as uncharacterized. The transcript has 11 exons. NCBI's taxonomy places the organism in Eukaryota, Metazoa, Chordata, Mammalia, Carnivora, Mustelidae. The coding region runs from base 1 to 2100 and encodes 699 amino acids. The record is from RefSeq and is a predicted model, not a curated record.
AUGGGCACCUGCUCAGAAGACCCCCACGUGUGCGGGGCCUCCUGGCUCCUGCGAUUCACCAGCCUCCUCCUCAGUGAGUGGCCCGGGCCCCCUGGGAGGGAGGCCGCUGGGCGGGCAGGGAGGCAGGAGCUCCUGGGCUGGCUGGGGUCUGGGCUGAAGAACCAGACGGAGCAGCUCCGUGUGGACCCCGGUGUGCCCGGCCCGCUCUGGACAGUGAGCUGCCUCGGCCGAGGUUGUGGGGGUGGGGGGACGGAGCAGCCGCUCAGGAAGAGCCUGACCGGAGCCACGCGGCAGCUGCCCGUGAUCGGCAGAAACACCAGCUGGGCCAGGCCGGGUGGCGAGUGCGGCCAACAAGCACGAGCAGAGAUCCCGCUAUUUCUAGACGGUGUCUGCAGCGCUGUGACCCAGCGUCCUGGAGCCCGUGGGUCUGCCAUGGACGAUUCUGGAAACCCUGUUACUCUGAAGGGGACUCAAGGAGCUUCUGUGCUGUUUCUAGUGAUCAGAAAUCCAGAAUUACCUCCAGAAUUUGAGUUGGAGAAGAUGUCUUGGGGCGUCGCAUCCAGAUCCAAUUACAUAGUCAUGCUGUAUGUGUUUCCUGGGAGAGAUGUUCCACAAUGGGUCAACUUCCAGGACAAGUUCGAGAAGAGGGUCCACGUGCUCAACGCAACGACGCUGAGGAUUGACAACCUGACCCUUGAGGACAGUGGGCGGUACCGGGCUCAAGCGUCCUAUACGAGAGGAAGACAGUAUGACCAGGAUUUCUACCUGAUGGUCUACGAGCCUGUGCCCCGUCCCCAGAUCCAGGCCAUGGAUCUGUCCCUCACACCAGGCGGGUGCAACGUCACAGUGGAGUGUAACACCACGGAAACCAGGGAGGACCUGACCGUGUCCUGGGAGAGCGAGGGCCUCCCCAGGGAGCUGGAGCAGAGACCGGCCCCAGGACCAGCCCCCAACCCCUGGACACUGACUGUGAACCUGCCCCUGAGCCGGCCCAGCCCCAGCCUCAUCUGUGUGGUCAGCAACCAGGCGGACCAGAAAACUGCCACCCUGGACCUUGGGGACGUCUGUGGCCGCGCUAUCUCCUCACCAAGCUUCCAGACUGUGGACAACCCCAGCAUCUCGCACACCCUGGAAAGGACUGUGGGGACAUCUGUCCAGCUGCAGCUGACCUCCUCCUUGUACCCGAAUGUCCGAGAGAUUGAGUGGAGUUGGCAUUCUGAGACUGAGAAAGAAGGGAUCCUGGUGUCCUGGAAACUUAAUGCCACUCCUGACUGGUAUGAACUGGAGGAAAAAUACAGGAGCAGCUUCUCUCUGCUAGAGCCAGCAGUUUUGAGCAUCAGGAAUCUCACCACGGAAAUGAGUGGAUGGUAUACAGCAAGGCUCAAAUUCCGCACAGGAAAAUCCCAGAAGGAAGUCUUUAAACUCUGUGUAUAUGAGCCCAUCCCCCACCCCCAGAUCGUGAUUCAUUCAUCAUCCAACCAGGCAGGCUGGUGCAAUGUCAGUCUGGAGUGUGGGACCCCAGGAGCCACAGAGAUCUGGACAGUGACCUGGCUGAGUGAGGGGCUUCCCAGGGAGCUGGAGGAGAGAGAGGCUCUGGGGCCAGCCCCCAGCUCCAGGAAUCUAAGCCUGAGCCUGCCCCUGAGCCAGCUCAAUGGCCCCCUCACCUGCAGGGUCAGCAACCCCGUGGACGAAAAGAAUGCAACCUUACUCCUGCAGAACAUCUGUCUGUGGAAGGGUUCUCAGAGCAAGUGGCUUUGGAGAGGCGUCUUGUUCACAGUUCUGAUGCUGAGCGUGGCCUGCGGAGUGUGCAUCUGGGUGAGGAAGAAGAUACAGUCCAGGAGGGGCAGGUCCGCUCUGCUACCCACAGAGCUGGGCUCAGCAACGAUGCCCCAGGCCCCGCCCACAGAGGAACCUGCUGGCCUGCGGACUGCAGGGGCCCACAGCCACAGUCCUCCUGACGUGGAGAUCAGCCUCCUGAGACACCCCAAGAAUGACAUGGAGAGGGACAGCUGCCAUCCCCCUAAGCCCAAGUGCAGCCCAACCGUCUACACUGUCUACGAGAAGGUCCGGAUGAGCCGAAUGACCCAGAAGGACACCUAGGUUAACGAAGACGUUGAGUGUUUAAUAAGAGUGACUCCGAAGCUCAUCCUUGUGUUCCGAACUUAUUGCAAGUGGUCCAAGCGUGUCCCUGUUAAGCAUGAUGUUUAUUGUAAGGUUUUUAAGGCAUAUCUAAAAAGUAUGUCCUUAGUAUUACUUUAUCAAGAAUUUUGCCAUGAAGAAAAUGUGAGAGUUUCUUCUUUCCCUUUUAUCAUCCAUGAUGAUGUUAUCCGGUUUUCCUGUUUUUCCUCUGUGAAUAAUACAUUAAUAGAUUUCCUCCUAUUGAACUGUUCUUAUGCUACUGGAAUAAAUCCCAGUUGCUGUAUUAUUUUCUUAAUGUGCUACUGUCUGAUAAUAUUUCCAUUUGGGAUUUUACAUCAUUAUUCAUAAACAAAAUUGUCCUGUGUUUUCUGUGGUUUACUUUGUUAGUUUGGUAUUUGUAUUAUGCUUAUUAGGGGUUCCUUCUAUCUCCACUUCUUGUAAUAAUUCAGUAAAAAUUUGCUUUGUAGUCCCAAAAAAGAGUCCUUAAAAAAAAAAAAGAAUUCUUGGGGCUCCUGAGUGGCUCAGUUGGUUGAGUGUCUGCUUAGGU